Messenger RNA from Boleophthalmus pectinirostris (great blue-spotted mudskipper), 1948 nucleotides. RefSeq lists its product as uncharacterized. The transcript is spliced from 6 exons. NCBI's taxonomy places the organism in Eukaryota, Metazoa, Chordata, Actinopteri, Gobiiformes, Gobiidae. Bases 302 to 1045 code for a protein of 247 amino acids. Gene Ontology annotation, molecular function: calcium-dependent protein binding. The record is from RefSeq and is a predicted model, not a curated record.
AUAAUUAAUUCCACAGUCAGUGAUGUUAUAUUUUAGCCAGCGUUAAUUAGAUCUGCUGUUAAAAGAGUAUAUUGUUAUUGAAAUACUAGAGCUAGCUCCACGCGCGCCAACUCGUUUGUGCCACAGUCUAAAUAAGCUCAGAUAGUUAAACUGAGCCCGUGGAGGAUUUGUCUGUAAAUAUAAAAAUAUAAAAGGCUUGUUAGUUUGUCUUAACGUUAUAUUUUUAAAAGACGCGUAAGUGGUUUUGUAUUUGUUUGGCCUCACGUGGCUACUAGCUACUCAAAGUUCACCAUAGAUCGUGAUGAAAACGCAAGUGAUAAAAGAAAAAGCGAUGUCCAAAAGAAGCUACAUUAAUUUGAAAAUAAAGAUCAAUAAUGACUGCACUCCGCCAGCCUCAAAGAGACUCAAGUGCACUUCCCCAGAUGAAGGCUGUUUCUCGGCCUCUCGAGAGGAGAGCCGCCGGAGGAGCUCCGUGCCCUUUGAUAAGGACGUGGACAGCCUCUUGUGCCUGCAGGACAGAGGGGACGAUGGGUAUUUCUCACUGUCCUUUGAGGGAGAUGCGGUCCAACAAAGUCCAGAGGAUCUCAGACUUGGUUCUCCUUUAUUUGAGUCCACUGUGGUCUGUGGGGAGGAAGAAUCUAUAAACGGCAGCGAGUGGGAGACGACCCUCCCUCUGCAAGUACAGGUCAAAUCUGUGGUUGUUCCUGUAGCGCCUGUAGUUUCUGUUGCUCCAGUAGAGGGAGCUGUUAGACAACGAUUGGAAAAAGAAGAAGAGGAAAAGAGAAAAUACUUCAAUGCUGUGACAAGGCACAUGUAUGAGAGGCCCUCCAAUCAAGAUGUGAUGGGGGAGCUCUUAAGUCUCAUGUCCGAAGUAGCCCAAGAUUCUCGAGGCCCGCAUUGGCAACAUCCCUCAGAUCUCACAAGAAGAAAUUACGUGAAGAGAUUUAAACCAAGCCGAGUGACACUUGAGGAUUACGAGAAAAGCUUGGACUUGACUUUCAAACGCUUCUCCACUGUACCCAAACUGUUCAAAAGAAGCCUUUGACUGAAUGUUGUUUGCUUUAUUUUUCAUGUUAUUAAUAUUUGCAUGUUUGUUAGACUGCAUGUUGGUUUUGAAUUUGAAUUUAUACAUAAAGCACUUAAUGUGUGUUUAAAGUAGUUUUAAUGUCUUAUAAUGUUGCCCUCUCCUGUUGCUUUACAUUUUUAAUUUUCAAUUGAAGAAACCAAAUGUUAAUGUGGAAAAUCAUUUUAUUGAAGCAUGCACAAGGAAGCAUACACUGUUUUCUUCAGAACUGAAGCUGUGUAACCUUGUGCAUAAUGGUGAAACCAUGCUAGCCCUCAUUAGUCAGUGACUGCUGUACACAACAAAAAUACACAUUUCACUGUUAACUUGUACACUCCAUGCUGUGUAGUGAAUGAAUAAAAUGUUUGUUUAGGAGAAGAUAAGGUAAGAUAUCAGGUCUCUACUCUGUUGUAUACACUCAACAUAAAACAAAACAAAAAAAACAAGUCUGUGGUUAAUACUUGCUUAGAAUUUAUAUGAACACAAGUCCUAAAUCUAUAGAGCUCAGGAUCAAAUGUCAAAACCACGUAAGAAGUGUCAGAAUACUUUUGAAUGUUAAGUUUAGUAUUUAAUCAUAUGUUCAAUACAUAUUAUUAUGUAUGUUAAAUACAUACUGUAUAGAACAUAUACAGUAUGUAUUUAACAUCUUAAAAUCUAGAUUGGUUAAAUAUUAAAAACACAAUCCCCUGCUCUAUUGGCAGUUUUGCUAUGACAUGGAAAACUCAUCUGAUAUACACUCGCAUGUAAAGACUACAUUUUAAAUUUACUCUUCUAUAAAUAAUAGAUGCAAUGAUUAAUAAAUACAUUACUUUCUUGCACAAUCCAGAGUACAUAAAUUCAGGGAUACAAUUUUCUCACUUGCUACUAAAUGUGUGUUUGGGUCAU